GAAAACAUCCAUCGCUUCGACCCGUCAGCAAGAUGGACAUGGCGCGAGGAGCGAGCACUGAUCCGCAAAGUCGACUUCAAAAUCAUGCUCUGGACCUGCCUCAUGUUCUGCGCCCUGGAGAUGGACAGAGCCAACAUUCGACAGGCUGUCACGGACGACCUGCUGCCUGAGCUUGGACUGACCACCAACGACUACAACCUCGGCAAUUCGCUCUUUGCCUUUUCGUUUCUGUGUGCCGAGGUUCCAUCGCAGUUGAUCAGCAAGUACCUGGGUUGUGAUAUCUGGAUACCGCUGCAGAUGGUGCUCUGGUCGCUGGUGGCGUCAAGUCAGUUUACGUUGAGCGGAAGGUUUGGGUAUCUGGCGUCGAGGGUGUUGUUGGGGAUGCUCCAGGGAGGGUUUAUACCGACUGUGGUGCUUUACCUGUCGUAUUUUUACAAGGCGAACGAGCUGACGAUACGGAUGGGGUUCUUUUGGACAUCGAUGGUGUUUGCGGAUAUUUUUGCGGCGCUGUCAGCUUUUGGGUUGUUGCAUAUGCGUGGUGUUGGGGGAUAUUCGGGGUGGAGGUGGCUCUUUUUGAUCGAGGUGAGUGUUGAGUCAUGUGGAAUUCCCCUACAACUAAUUACCCGUACUGACUCUCGGGUCCAGGGAAUGGUGACACUUGUCUUUGGAAUCCUGUCCUUUGGUCUCAUGCCGGCUGGCCCGACGCAGACUGCUGGUUGGCUCAGGGGUGAAAAGGGGUGGUUUACACCGAGGUAUGUUCUUCCAGUAGAUAAUGGUCUCGAGAUAACCGCUAACAAAAGAAAAAAAAAAAGGGAGGAAGUUAUCCUCGUUAAUCGUAUUAUCCGUGACGACCCUUCUAAGGGAGGCAUGCACAACCGGGAACCAGUAUCCCCAAGGCUCCUCCUGAAGAGUCUGCUUGAUUUUGACUUGUGGCCGAUAUAUCUGAUUGGUCUCUUCAAUCAUGUACCCUAUGCCACGCCAACCAGCUAUCUGACGUUGUCGCUCAAAGGGAUGGGGUUCUCGACAUUCCAAACGAAUCUGCUGGUGAUUCCGUCGCAGGUGCUCCAUAUCGUAAACAUGAUAAUCCUGACCUAUGUCAGUGAAUUCACUGGUCAAAUGUCACUGAUUGCCAUCAUACCUCAGUUUUGGGCAAUCCCCUUCCUGGUCUUUUUACGGUUCGUAGACACCACCACAGUGUCCAAAUGGACGGUCUGGUUGGUCAUGACCUUCUUCCUGGGAUCACCAUAUUCGCACCCCAUCCAGGUCGGAUGGAUCUCUCGCAAUUCCAACACAGUCCGCAGUCGUGCUGUGGGCAGUGCUGUGUACAACAUGUGCGUCCAGGGCGGCAGUAUUAUCGGGGCUAAUAUCUACCGCGAAGACGAUGCGCCACACUACACUCGCGGCAACACGGUACUGCUGUCGAUACUGGCCUUCAAUAUCGUUCUCUAUUUAUCAACCAAGGCAUACUAUGUAUGGCGGAACCGAAGCCGAGAGGAGGUCUGGAAUGCCAUGUCAGAGAGUGAGCGGGAGAAGUACCUGGCAGAAAACUGGGAUGCCGGAAACAAGCGGUUAGAUUUCAGAUUUGCAUCUUAA
Messenger RNA from Podospora anserina S mat+, 1593 nucleotides. RefSeq lists its product as uncharacterized. The transcript has 2 exons. Lineage: Eukaryota; Fungi; Ascomycota; Sordariomycetes; Sordariales; Podosporaceae. Gene Ontology annotation, cellular component: membrane. The annotation marks the transcript as partial. Gene Ontology annotation, molecular function: transmembrane transporter activity. The record is from RefSeq and is a predicted model, not a curated record. Gene Ontology annotation, biological process: transmembrane transport.